Messenger RNA from Aureobasidium musti, 1218 nucleotides. NCBI's taxonomy places the organism in Eukaryota, Fungi, Ascomycota, Dothideomycetes, Dothideales, Saccotheciaceae. The record is from the annotation of a GenBank genome assembly.
AUGCGGACGUCGAGAGUAUCUCGAGAUACUGCUCAAGUAGCAAAUGCUCUGUCGUCGCGAGGAUCAAAUGGCAACGCUCCCAGGCGCUCUCUACGCAACUUUGCACAUAACGCAGAUGUGAACUAUGCCCAAGAUGAAGCGAGCUCGGAUCUGUCUUCGCUGCCCUCGAGUGCCUCUCCGUCGAGUGCAUCACCAUCACCUCCUCCUUCAGGUCGCAAACGCAAGCGUACAGUCAAGACCGAAGCCCUUUCUCCGAAUCCUUCAGCCGCAAAUCGCAACACCAAUCUGCCAAAGAAGACGAAGCGACAGCCAGCUAAGCGCAUCAAGGGCGAAAAUGGCCGUGUCGAGCCUCCCUCANAUUGGGAACAAGUGUAUAACAUGACGGCUGAGAUGCGCAAGAAAGUCCUCGCUCCAGUUGAUACAAUGGGCUGCGAGUCGCUGGCCGAGCGUGACCGCUCCCCAAUCGACCGACGAUUGCAAACACUGAUUGCGCUGAUGCUAAGCUCGCAAACAAAAGAUACCGUCACUGCUGUCGCUAUGAAGACGUUACAAGAGAAUCUCGAAGGAGGUUUUAAUCUUGCUGCAUUGCUCACAGUCGAGCCAGCACGCCUGAACGAAUUGAUCGCAAAGGUCGGCUUUCACAACAACAAGACCAAGUACAUCAAGGCGACUGCUGAGAUUCUUCGGGAUCGCUUCAAUGGCGACAUUCCAGAUACGAUAGAAGGGUUGGUUUCGUUACCUGGAGUUGGUCCCAAGAUGGCCUAUCUUACCAUGUCUGCUGCAUGGGGCCGCGACGAGGGCAUUGGCGUUGAUGUGCACGUCCAUCGCAUCACCAAUCUCUGGGGCUGGCAUGAAACCCGUAACCCCGAAGAAACUCGGGCAGAGCUUGAGAGCUGGCUUCCGAAAGAUAAAUGGCACGAUAUCAACCAUCUUCUUGUAGGGUUCGGUCAGACUAUUUGCUUGCCUGUUGGUCGCAAGUGCAACGACUGCACUCUAGCAACAGAAGGCCUAUGUCCGAGUGCUGUCAUCAAGAAAGAGAUUGCAAAGAAAGUGAAAAAGGUCGAGGACGAGGACAAUGUCAAGACUGAAACCGGACCAGUCGUCAAGGAAGAGAAGGCUGACGAAGAUGCUCCACCGCUAGACGUUCCGCUUUCUGGUACUGGCACUGUGCCAGAUAUCGAGGGCAUGGGUGCAGGUAUCAAGAACGAGGAAAUGUGA